AUGACGCAGCCUUCGCAAGGCCUCCGGGAUCUGUUCUAUCGCCACUCGGAGCAGCAGCCUGGCGGUGGCGGCGGCGGCGGCGGCAGCGUGCAGCAGACGCAGCCGCCUGCUGCGCCGCCCUGGUACCAGCAGCACCCACAGCCGGCUGCCGGAGUGUUUUGCCAGCACCCGCCGCCGCCGCAGCAGCAGCAGAAGCAGCAAAGAUAUCAGCAGCAACACAAUGCUGAGCCGCGCAAGCUGCAGCACCCUGGUCCCCCUGCAUUUCACCAGCCGGUGCCACCGCAGCCCGUGGAGCAGGUUGUCGCGGGCGUGGUGGCGGCAGCAGCGGCCGGCGCUGCUGCCUCGGGAGCGGGAGGCCCAUGGCAGCAGCAUGCCGCUCAGCAGCAGCAACAGCAGCACGAGCAGCAGCAUGCUCCUGGUCAGCUUCCCACCCCCACAGGGCGGCAGCUCAAGCAGCAGCUCCUGGAGCCGCCACGGUCUUCGCAGCAGCAGCCUGACUGGCUGCGGGCCCACCAGCCGCAGCAGCCACCCGCACAGGCCAUGGACUGGGAGCCACAGCAGCUGCCGCCAGGGCCAGCCCCAAGCCAUCACCAGCUGCCUGCCCACCAGCCCAACCAGGCGCAGCAGAACGGCCCGCCGCUGUUCUCACACCACCACCCUCCCGCAGCGGGUCCCGCGGUGCCGCCGGCUGUGGGCCAGGCGUGGGCGCGCCCCAAGCAGCCGCUGCGCCUGAAGCUGGAGGAGUGGGCCCUGCCGCCUGGCGUGGUGCAGGCGUUUGAGGCCCGGGGCGUGCGCAGCAUGUACCCUUGGCAGGCGGCGGCGCUGGAGUGCGGCGAGGCCUACAACAAUCUGGUGUACUGCGCGCCCACCAGCGGCGGCAAGAGCCUGGUGGCGGAGGUGCUGAUGGUGCGCCGCCUGCUGGCCAGCGUGCGGCACAUCCCGCAGCCCCGCCGCAGCAAGCCGAAGUAUGGGCGUGCGCUGGUGGUGCUGCCCUACGUGUCCAUCGUGUGUGAGAAGAGCGAGCACCUGCAGGCGGUGCUGCGCCCCAUGCACGCCGCCGUCAAGGGCUUCUACGGCGGCGAGGAGGGUCAGGCGUUGGGGCCCAGGGGCGAGACGGUGGCUGUGUGCACCAUCGAAAAGGCAAAUGUGGCCAUCAACAAGCUGGCGCAGGAGGGGCGCCUGGGCGAGCUGUGCUGCGUGGUGGUGGAUGAGCUGCACAUGGUGUCCGAUGGGGACCGGGGCGUCGGGCUGGAGAUGAGCCUGAGCAAGCUGCUGUUCUCGCCGCACUCACGCCACGUCCAGAUCAUCGGCAUGAGCGCCACCAUGGGCGGCCUGGAGUCGCUGCGCGCCUGGCUGCGCGCCGAGCUCUUCCUCACCAACUUCCGCCCCGUGCCGCUAACCGAGCACGCCGUGUUCCGGGGCAAGGUGUACCAGAAGGAGCUGGAGGCACUGGAGGAGGGCCACCCGCCGCUGCAGGAGCUGCGGGAGGUGGCCCCCUCGGACAGCAGGCGCGACGCCGACCGGUUGGUGCCGUUGGUGGCGGAGGCCACGGCAGAGGGCCACUCGGUGCUGGUGUUCUGCAGCUCGCGCAGGCAGUGCGAGUCGGCGGCGGCGCUGAUCGCCGACCUGCUGCCCCAGGUUGCGCCGCCGCCGGCGGAGCGGCAGGCGGAGCUGGGGGAGCAGCGGGCGGGGAUCGUGGCAGACAUCAAGAUUGCCAUGGGCGGCGCCAUGGGGGCGGAGCUAGAGAAGUGCAUGUUGCGAGGCAUCGCCUGGCACCACGCGGGCCUAACUUCAGAGGAGCGGGCGGGCGUGGAGCGGGCCUACCGGUGCAGCGCCGUGUCUGUCAUUACUGCCACAUCCACGCUGGCGGCGGGCGUCAACCUGCCGGCGCGCCGCGUCAUCCUGCGCAGCCUGCACCAGGCCAGUCUGGGCAUUGGCCCUGUGUCCCGCUCGCAGUACCUGCAGAUGGUGGGGCGGGCCGGGCGGGCCGGGCACUCGGCGGUGGGCGAGUCCUUCCUGAUUGGCAAGGGCGCCGCCAACAGCCAGGAGUGGCACCAGGUCUGCGCCCUGCUCACCGCCCCCGUCCCCAGCCUCCAGAGCCGGGUGUUGUCAGCGGAGGCCGCCAGCACCAUCACGUCCAAGGGCGCCGCCGCUUUGGGCGACAAGGACACGCAGCACCUGCAGCAGCUGCUGCUGGAGGGCAUUGCCAACGGUACCGUGCGGGACGGCGGCGACGUGGGCCGCCUGGGACUGGCUGUGAUGCGGCCCGCUUCCAAGGUCGCCCUGCGAGCGCUCCUGGACGGCAAGCGCCUGGAGGGGCAGCACCUGGAGCUUACGCACAAGGGGCGGGCGGUGUACGACAGCGCGCUGCCGCUGGACGACGCCAUGCAGCUGUACGAGAGCUGUACCGCAGCCGACAACGGCUUCAUGCUGGAUCGCCCUCUGGUGCUGGUCUACCACUGCCUGCUGGGCCACCCCUUCCAGAUCAUCAGCUGGGCGGAGUGGGGGCGCCUGCUGCAGGGCCUGGACAAGCACGAGCAGCAGAUUGCAGAGUCGGUCGGCGUGCUGCCCAUGCACGCCCACGCCGCGCAAAGCGGGCGCGCCCCGAGCGCUGAAGUGCACGCGCGCCACGCCCGCAUGGCGGCUGCCCUGGCACUCAGCGAGCUGACCCAAGAGAAGGACAUCCAUGCGGUGGUGCUGAAGUGGGGACGGGAGGGCUUUGUGUCCCGAGGCCUGUCGCGCGGCCAGAUCCAGAAGCUGCAGCAGGAUGCGGGCAAGUGGAUGGGCAUGGCGGCGCUGCUGUGCGAGAGCGCGGGGUGGUGGCCGCUGGCCACCCUCUACUCCAACCUCUCGCAGAUGGCGGCGGCGGGCGUGCGCCAGGACCUGCUGCCGCUCAUGCGCAUCCCAGACAUGGAUGCAGCCAAGGCCAGGGCGCUGUUCAAGGCGGGCCUGCGGGAUGCGCAGAUGCUGGCCACAGCGGAUGAGCAGGCAGUGGCCAGGGCGCUGGCACCCGCCAUCGCGCAGCAGAUGCGCAGCCGCUCCUCUGGCGGCAAGCAGCAGCAGCAGCAGCGCGGCUCGGGGGCGGCCGCGCUGGCGGCGACGGCCGGCUAUGCUGCGGCCGGCAUGGCGGCGCGGGCCGCUGGAACUGUGGUGCAGUGCGCCAGGGACCACCUGCGGCAGCAGAUGCAGGACCUGGCGGCGCUGGCGGCCGACAUUCAGGAGGAUGAGGUGGCGGCGGCCGCGGCAGGCACGUCAGCAAUGCAACAGUCCGGCCAGCAGCACUUGGAGCUGCCUGCCCUCCAUGCAGCCGCAGCAGCUGCUGGGCAGACAGGUCCCCAGCAGCAGGCAAGGCAGCCUGCGGCGAUUGCCGCCGGCCAGGAUGAGCUAUCGCCUGAUGAGCUGGCACACAUCAGGCGCCAGGUGGCGCAGGUUGCGGGGCCCGGGGGCGCGCUGCCGGGCUCUCCCGACGAGCGGCAGGCGGCAGAGGUCAGCAUCGCUCCUGCCGCGAAGCGGGUGUGGACGCAAGGGGUCGUCAGGGUGACGGAGCUGCGGCCGCGCUCGCCGGCGGCCCAGCUGGCCGAUUUCUUUGCCAGCUGGGCAGCUCAGCCCCACUGCUCUCUGGCCCUCCACACCCUGACAGACGAGGAGCUGGCGGCGGCGGCGGCGGCAGCAGCGGCAGGCGGUGCCGGCGGCAAGCAGCGGCCGGAGAGCGCCGGCGCCGGGGCAGGGCGGCUGCAGGGCCUGGCGCUGCGCCUAGAAGAGGGCGGCGGCGGCGGCGGUGGCGGCGGCGGUGCUGCCGCAACUGUGCUGGAUGCUGUGCGUGAUGUGCUGGCGCGGCGCUCUUGCAGGCUGGUCUGCUACGGCGCUCUGGAGGCGCUGCCAGAGCUGCUGCGGCAGGGCGUGGCGCUGGGCGGCCGGCUGGAGGACCUGCGCGUGGCGGCGGCGCUGCUGUGGCCCGACGCCGCCGCUGGCGAGCCUGAAAAGCUGGACCUGCGGCGCCUGCAGGCGGUGGCGGCCCCCGGCUUCAAGGCCCGCGUGCCCAACCUGUGCCGCGGCGGGGUGACCCGCACGUGCCGCGCCGCGGUGCUGGCGCUGGUGUGCAUGGACGGCCUGAGGCAGCUGCUGGCGGCACGACGCAUGCUGGAGACCUUUCUCAACCUGGAGUGCCCCGCUGUCCAGGUGCUCCUGCACAUCAACGCCUCGCAGGCGGCGCCCCGCCUGGCCGCCCCCGCCCUGCACGCCGCGCUGGAGGCGGCGCGGGGCAGCGCCGAGGGCGCGCAGGAGCAGCUGCGGCGCGUGUACUCCAUGCCGCGCCUGGAUCUGGGCAGCAACGACACCAUGAUGCAGCUGCUGGGCUCGCUCAAGAUGGCGCUGCCGGAGAGGAAGAGGGGUGUGUGCCCUGUGGUGACGCUGGAUCACCUGCAGGACCUGCUGCGGCGCUGCCGCCCGCACCAGCAGCGGCAGCGGCAGGCGCUGGCCGCCAUGGUGCAGCACAAGGCCCUGGCGCAGCACCUGCUGGAGCCGCUGCAAGCGCUGCUGGAGCUGGCGGCAGGCGUGGCGCCAAGGGCGGCGCCAGGCGCCGGCCAGCGGCCGGGAAGUGCGGGCGCAAGAGCUGCUGCCAUUGCGGCGGCUGCGCAGCCGUGGCAGGGGCAGGGCCAAGCGGUGCGGCUUCGGCUGGAGACGUGCAGCGCCACGGGGCGGCUGUCCUAUGGGCCACACCUGGACAGCCGGCUGGCGGCGCUGCUGGCGGCAGAUUGGUGCCCCUUCCUGGCCUGCGGCUGCAACCUCAGCGUGCAGGCUGAGCUCGAGGGUGGCAGCCUCACAGAGGAAGCGGUGGCAGCUGCUUGCAGGAGCAGCGGCGGAGCGCUGCCCGUGGCCCUGUGUGUGCCACGGUGCCAGCUGUCGGCACGCUCGAGCAGCAGCUCUGCCGCCGCAGCAGCAGCAGCCGCAGCAGCGUCGGAUCCAUUCGGCGAUGUGCCUCCAGAGGAGGUGGAGGAGCAGCAGCAGGUGUGGGUGGCCGGCCUGCUGACCGCCGUCGUGGGCAAGCGGCUGUGCACAGCUCUGGACUUUGGUGCGCAGCAGGAGCAGCCUCAUGGGGCGGACGGCUCCAGCAGCAGCCAGAGGGCACGACUGGCCCGGGUGCGGGUGCCCAUGCUGCCAGCUGAAGACAGCCGGCUCGACAGCGCCGCCGCCGGCGGCUCCUGGCCGGCGGCUCCCUCCACAGUAGAGCUUCAGUGGUCGUGCGACCAACUGUGGCGGCUGGCCGGGCCCUCUGCCGCCGUGCUUGUUGGCGGCUCCGGCACUGGUGGCAUCGUCAGCGGCACAGGUGGCAGCGGGGGCUCAGGCGGGGGGCAUCAGCAGCGGCGGCAGCAGUCAGGGGCAGCGGCAGCCUGCGAGGCAGCAGCAGCGCCGCCCCUGCCGGGUCCACAGGUCAGCUGGGGGCUCCACGGCUACUGCUCCGGGGCGGCGGUCUUUGCAGCGUCCAGGCACGGCGUGGCGGAGGCCGGGCAUGCGGCAGAGAGCGGACGACGCCACAAAGCGCCUUCACUGCAGCAGCAGCAGGUAUUACAGGAGCCCGCAGCUGCUGUUGCAGGCUUUGCUCCUCACAGCGGCGGCAGCCAGGGUGGGCUGCUUGUGCGUGUGGAGCUGCAGCACCUGGAGCUGGCGGUGUUGGCGCACCUGAGCGGCCAGCCCGAGCUGCAGGCAGCCUGCCGCAGCGGCGCCGGCGCCUACCAGCACACCAGCAACUGCUGGGCGGCGGCGGCCGGGCAGGUGGAGGUGCCGGGGGCGGGCAACGGUGGCGACGCGGGUGGCGCCCUGGGGCCGCCACCCUUGCUCAUCACGGCGGGUGUGGCAACGGCGGUGGCGCGGUGCUUGGCGCACAGCUGGAGCAGCAAGAAGCUUGGGUGGCUGCUGCGCUGCCCUCGGCACGCGGCGGCUGCGGCCGUGGAAAGCUUCCUGGCCGCGUUCCCACGGCUCAAGGCAUACCUUGCAGAGGCGGCAGCCGCCGCAGAGGCGGCCUGCUGCGCCGCCACGCUGGCUGGGCGGCAGCAGCAGUUUGGCGCGCUGAAGAGGCAGGAGGAUGCCAUGGGCCGCGGCAAGCUGCACAAGGCGAUCCUGGUGCAUGUGCUGGGCGGCUCGCUGGCGGAUGUGAUGAAGGCAGCGGUUGUCAGCACGCACGCAGCGCUGGCAGGCCUUGGCCCCAGCUGCGGUCCCCGCGGCGACAGCCCCGGCGCCCAGCAACCCCAGGGGCCCCAGGUGGCGCUGGUGCUAGGGCACAGCAUUGUGCUUCACCUGCCCUCCGCCUUCCUGGCUGCCCACGGCGGCAGUCCUGGCGCGGCGUCCGCCGCCGUCGGCGCCGCCGUGCUGCCGGGCCUGCGGUCGCUGUAUGUGGGGCGUGCAACGCUGUCGGUGCCCCUGGGCGCGCGCCUGAUGGCUGGGCCCUCCCUGCACCUGUUUGACCAGCAGCCGACGCCGCCUGCUGCGCCUCGGUGA
Chlorella variabilis is the source of this 6495-nucleotide messenger RNA. RefSeq lists its product as hypothetical. Bases 1 to 6495 code for a protein of 2164 amino acids. The record is from RefSeq and is a predicted model, not a curated record. Gene Ontology annotation, molecular function: nucleic acid binding; ATP binding. The transcript has 29 exons. Lineage: Eukaryota; Viridiplantae; Chlorophyta; Trebouxiophyceae; Chlorellales; Chlorellaceae.